GAACUGACGACUGACCGUGACUGAAAUCGCAAAGGGCUUCGAUCGAGUGUUGCAAUGUUUACUGAUCCCAGCAACCUAUGUUGGCCAGCACCAUGACAUGACCGUUUCGGCUGGUGGUUAAGCUGGCUGAUGCAUAACAUUCUUAAUGACAAAAAAGGUGGGGUUGUUGAUGUUCCUGGGACAGUGGAAAUACCUGCUGAGAUCACACUUAUGGGGGAGCCACUUGUUGCUGGCAUAGAUGCUACCUCUGCAGUUUCUCCAAAGACAGAUUAUCGGAAGUCUGCCAAUGGCUCGAGCUCCACUAACAUAGAACACAAGUCAGACAGCAGUCCGGGACCCAAAACACCUAUCAACAAAGUCCCAGAUGUAUCGGACCUUCCUCAAAAUGUCAGCAAGUCACGGACGUUGCGUUUUCACAAACUGUUCAAGUCCACACCAGUGGAGGAGUAUCCCAUUGAGUGUUUUUCCUGUGCAUUUAAAGGAGAUAUCUUGCUUCAGGGCCAGAUGUAUGUCUCACACAAUUGGAUUUGUUUCUACUCUAAAAUUAAAGCGAGAGGCAGGCUCAUUGAAAUUCCAUUGGAAAGAGUCAUAAGCAUCACGCGUGAGAAGUUGGCUCUCUUCAUUCCAAAUGCCAUAGGCAUUCAAACUGCGGACCAAAAGUAUGUGUUUGGGUCAUUUAUAUCCAGAGACUCGACGUACAAAAAACUUGUCACCUUGUGGAAACUCAAUCAUGAUUCGACUUCUGGCAAUGUCAGUUUGCCUGUCAAUUCUGGCACGUCCAUUUUGGGUCAUAACCGUAGUCCAGACACCUCUGAAAGUGACACAACCGAGGAUGACUUGAAUCCAUAUGAGGUACUUGACCGAGUCUUGGCCCCGUCAGUGACUGGAUGUAGCCGCCGAGUGGAAGUAGAAGUAAAUCGUCUACCAGAACCGAAGGGUUCGCCGUCAGACCGUACCCAACAGUGUUUGAACUGCAAGAGUGUUUUCCGGACCUUUUGUUCCUUUUCUUAUAAACUGCAAAAAGUACCUCGCACAAAUCUGCUGUUGGCAAUAUGCACUAUACUCGUGUUUUUCCUCAUGCUGUCUGCUAUGGGACUGACUUAUAAGAUCCUUGUGUUGCAAAGUCGAAUGGAAGUUGGAUCAUUUUUAGGUCCACAUGCUUCAGGAAGUUUCAGGGAUCGUGCCAUGGGCAACUUGUACUGGCUUCAGACUGAAACCCACGCUUCUGUCAUCCGACAGCUGCACAGUGUUCUGGAAUCUAACAUACAUCUGCUUGAAGAGGUUGAAGGUCUUCUCAAAGAUUUAUUCAGGGAACCAGGAAAGGCAAGGGCUGCAGCAAGUCAUCUGCCAGACCCAAAGUGACAGCCAGAUUUCAUGACAAGAAGUACUGAGUCUGUGUUGAUGGUGGCAGAGAGGAGAAAAUCAAAUUCACACACAAAACCAAAAUGCGGACCACUGUGCAAUGAUUGGCCUUGAUGUGAUAUAUUGUUGUAACUGCUGGCAUAAGCAGAAUGUAUGAUUUGCGAAAGAUAGGAUUCGCAAGUGACUAGAGACUGAGAAGGCUGUGUCUUUUAGACCAGAGAGUAGAGAUUGUGGUUGUAGAAAAAUGUAUAGAGUUGUUUUUUUUGUGGUAGAAGUAUGUGUAGAGAUUGUAGCUUUAGAAUUCUGUGGUGGCUUCAAGACCUUUGCUUGAAAAGGCUUAAAUGUUUAAGUACUAGCUUUUUUCUUGUAUUGAAUGUAUGAUUUGAUGAUCAUCUUUUGGAAAAGACAUCAGAGAAAGAUGUUUUAUUAAGCUGUUUAAACAGCCCUGCCAAAAAUUUGCUUCAUGCUGCCGACCAGAAUUUACAACACAUGAAGAGUUGUUUUUUUUAAUGGGUUUUUUUUUUUUUUACAUCUAGAAGUCUAUAUUAUUUAGAUAUAGGCAGGUGGAUAAAUCUGGGGUGUUUGAAAAUGCCCUGGUUUCUGGUCAGGUUGUAAUGUUGUGAAUGGUGUUCGGCAUGGAGUAAGACAAGAUUACCUCAUUUUUCAACUGGAAUUGUAUCAGAGAUAACGCCUCCCUAUCUUUGGUAUUCAAUAACAAGCCUAAUGGUGUCUCUAUGCAACGGGUACUUUCAGUCAAAUGUAUUGAUCAAGAACUCACUUUCUUGAGCUGCAAUGUUUGUUGGCUCGGAAAUUGUUCACCACUUCAAAUAACUUUCAAAUUAUGCCUGGGGCCAAAGACAUCUUUCCGCUUACCCAAAUUUAGGCACAGGACUGCUCUGUGCUCUGCUCCCUGUCAUAAUGCCAAGUGGUACAGUGGUCUGCGCUUAGCAUCCCUUACCUUCCAAACAUCCUGCUGUGGCCUUUGAUCCAGUAUUUUUAAUGAAACACUAUAGGAAGGGACUCUGUACUUGAAAUGCUGCAAGACACAGAAUAAACUAAUAAUAAUAUGUUCAGGCAAAUGUGAUAGAUUGGUCAUCAACAACUCUCUGCUUGUGUUGGCUUUAAUUUUACAGGGGUGCAAGUAGGUGGGGAAUAUUUUCUUUCCAGUAUGGGCCGUUUUCUUUGACACUGGUAUGAUUCCACUCACUCAAUGCCGUACACUUUUCUCAUUCUUUGGCUCAGGAAUCGUAAGCGCUCACUACUGUACAAGGCUUAGAGAUAUUUUAGCACACAAUUUGUUUUGCUAGUAUUUCUUGAAAUUUUUGUUUUGACUGUGAUGUAGUUCAGAUUAUGCCUUGAAAGCAUGAUGCAAAUGGCUAAUUUCUUGAGACCACAAAAACGCUUUAACUAAUCAUGAGUUACUUACAAGUCCCAAUAAUAUGUAGAUAGAGAAGUUGUGAGGUUACUCGUAAUGUAGCACAAUGUAUAUAGAGACUAUGUUUUUUUCUUAUGCUAAUGCUCAAGUAUGUUUUGUGUGAUCUUCACUGUCUUGGUGGGGUUAUUAACUGUAUUUGCUAGUUGAUUGAACCCUGAUAUUGUUUGAUAUUCAAACGUUUUCUGCACUAAUCAUGAGCUGAGAACUGAUCCUCACCUUGUUUAUGGUGCAUUAAUUACUUGUGUAUUUUUGUUUCAGUAAUAUUUCUUGGAUCACUGAGGUGGUUAGACCUUUGACUAUUUCCAAAAGUGCUGGACAUUUGGUUGUUGUUUCAAUUUGCUUCAAAACACAUUUUAUGGAAUUAUUGUUGCAGUAUGAAAACAUCAAGUAGGGACUUGAA
Molecule: messenger RNA, 3197 nt
Organism: Aplysia californica (California sea hare)
Lineage: Eukaryota; Metazoa; Mollusca; Gastropoda; Aplysiida; Aplysiidae
Product: GRAM domain-containing protein 2B
Exons: 14
Coding region: 130-1362 (410 amino acids)
Biological process (GO): intracellular sterol transport
Cellular component (GO): endoplasmic reticulum-plasma membrane contact site; endoplasmic reticulum membrane; plasma membrane
Molecular function (GO): sterol transfer activity; sterol binding
Source: RefSeq, a predicted model, not a curated record